CCGGCAGUAUCCACGUGUUCAACGUGGUGGGCCGUCGCGCGCGCCGCCGAAGUGCCGCCACUCGCAUUAUGACCCGGAUGUUGAGAUUACAGUUGGUGUUUAAAUACAUUAUUAUAGCGAUACGAAAAACCGGAUGCGCCGUGGUCGAUUAUAGCUAGCACGCGUCGUCGUCCAGCUCUGGUGGUACAAGUAGUAUAGUAAGAUUGCAGGAACGGCGCCCUCGUCGUCGUCGGCAUCGCGACGCGGUGUGCAUAAAACGCGCGCUAGAUCGAAAUAUGUUUAAUCGGAUAGACGCAAGCAAAUCAACGAAAGGUGCGAGCAAGCUGCGUCGAGAUUUGAUAAAUGCCGAAAUAGCAAACCUCCGUGAUCUCUUGCCGCUACCGGCUUCCACGCGGCAGCGAUUGUCACAGCUACAGCUCAUGGCGCUCGUUUGCGUUUUCCUACGCAAGGCAAACUACUUUCAACGAGCCUUUAAACCAAAUUCGUCGGAAUCAUCGAACAUACCGAUGCCAAACAUUGGGUUCUCAAAGGCCAUGUCCGGAUUUAUCAUGAUGAUGACACAACAGGGCAAGCUAUUGUACAUAUCGGAAAAUGCCACGGACUACCUUGGACACUCCAUGGAAGACCUCUUGAUCCACGGUGACAGCAUUUACGAUGUGAUAGACAAGCAGGACCACGUCGUAGUUCAGAAUCAGCUUUCACGCAACGUCGCUGGAAACAACAAUAGAAGAUUAUUCCUCUGCCGCAUCAACGUCUCGAGGAAUACUCGACGUCAACUUAGAUUCGGCGAUCAAAAGGUGGUCCUUGUAGAGGGACGAUAUCUACCCUUCGUUCCCCUGUGCAAUCGCGGUGACUCUGUAUUCCUUGCCUCCUGCACACCGGUUGUUCUCCCAGAAACGAGAGAAAGUGUCGUUCAGGGAGCGACGAAUAUAUUUUCUACAAUUCACUCAAUGGACAUGAAGUAUAUUCACAUUGACAAGACGGCAGAAAGUCAUAUGGAAUACAGCAGAUCCGAGCUCGUCGGUGUAUCUUGGUACAAUCUUCUUCAUUGGGACUCCAUUAGAACAGCUCACUGCAAACAUCAAACCGUUAUCCAAUCAGAUCAAGAACGUUCGAGCACCGCCCUUUUACGACUGCAAAGUCGGUCUGGAAAAUGGUUCUGGGUUCAUUGCGUUCUCCAAGUUAAAGACACGACGGAAGAGUGCCAACAUCCGGUUAUAGUUUGCACGAAUCAAGUACUGAGCGACAGUGAGGCUGACGUGAUGAGGGCGAGUUCAUGGCUGUACCAAUAUGCGUCCCAGACGAAAUUCAGUUACGGUCCAGUGCCAGAAUUGCAAACGCGGCCAACUCUAUCCUACAACAACCACGAUUAUAACUUGAGGCGAAACCUCGUCACCAGCUAUAAUUCCAGCUGCAGUACGGCGAACGGCAUCGAGGAGGCUCAUUGCGUGGAAAAGUCCGACCUCGAGUACACCCUUAUGACGAAAAAAAAGCAGCUGCAGCAGCAACAACAGCACCUGCAGCAACAACAGCAACCGCAGCAGCAACAGCACGCAUCUACGCACUCCUCAACGCACAUUAGCCGGGAGACCUCGGAACCGGUGGACAUGUCGAUAAACGGAGCCGUGAUCUCACACCAUACAGGAGACAUCGAGCAGCGAACCCUCCACAUACUAUCCCAAGCCCUGACAUUCAACAUCCGUAACAACAAGCAACGGAAGGGGAGCAGCACCCUGCUCCAGCAGCAGAUGCAUCACGGCAACUCAGUUCCCGGGGUGAGUUCCACGAUUUUGCGAGAGUGUUCAUCCCCGAGAUGUUCUCCGAAGUACGUCAGUCUAACGGACCUGGACAAGAGUUACGGUGAGAGUACCGAGGUGACUUCAAUCGUAGCUUCGGCUUGCUGCACAGCGACGGCGAUAGACAGCUGCAGCUACAAUUCGCAGAGGCGGCUGGUGAUUAAAACGGCGACGAUCGUCGAGCCAGCCGAGGUCUGCACCGAGCCUUGGGGCACGGCUUGUACUUCCGUUGGAAACGCUUGGGUCGACACUCUCCAGAAGGUUCCCGAUAUCGUUCAGCUCCAGGAGCUCAGCCCCUGCGUCACGACGCCUACCACACCUUGCACCGACGUCUCGGCUGACUCGGACCUCAGAUCCGGGACACCGAUUUUCAAUUUUGACUGGUCGGCCGAGCACCAUGUGCCCAGCCUCAAGGUCAAUUUCCGCAACGUCACCAGCCACGAUAGCAAGCGGACUCUUGUGCAGCCUUGUGAGGUUUCGCAGCCUGCUAUCACCCUACAGUUACCUGCUACGAGGCGAAAACAUACAGGGGCGGGUUCUGACGUCACAAAAGGAUUCACGAAAUGAGGACGAAUGUUCUUCUGAAAGAUCGUGGUUACGCUGAUCAGUGUUAAUGUUUGUCUUUUUUUCGGAUUGAACUGUGCGCCCGCGGAUUAUGGAUUUCGAUUUUGGGAGUCAUGAUUGCUAUAAAAAAUGCAUAACGGAUACACCAAUUUCUGUUAAAUAAAUUUGACUAGCAAAAUUAUUACGGCAAAGUUAACAGAACCAGAGGAAUUAAUUGUUUUUAUGCGUUUGUGGCUAUCAUAUCGUUACAAUUAUCCUCCGUGUAAAUGUAUUAUUAUCUCUAUUACCUGUGUAUAGUUAUGUAGUUAUACGCGAGUGUGAUAAUGUAUGUUACUAUUUUCAUUUUGGAGAUGUUUGUAUAAUAAUUAUUAUUACGUGAAUAAAA
Molecule: messenger RNA, 2745 nt
Organism: Diprion similis
Lineage: Eukaryota; Metazoa; Arthropoda; Insecta; Hymenoptera; Diprionidae
Gene: dysf
Product: neuronal PAS domain-containing protein 4A
Exons: 10
Coding region: 276-2363 (695 amino acids)
Biological process (GO): regulation of transcription by RNA polymerase II
Molecular function (GO): RNA polymerase II transcription regulatory region sequence-specific DNA binding; DNA-binding transcription factor activity, RNA polymerase II-specific; protein dimerization activity
Source: RefSeq, a predicted model, not a curated record